Helianthus annuus (common sunflower) is the source of this 2190-nucleotide messenger RNA. RefSeq lists its product as uncharacterized. The record is from RefSeq and is a predicted model, not a curated record. Bases 1 to 2190 code for a protein of 729 amino acids. Gene Ontology annotation, molecular function: zinc ion binding; nucleic acid binding. Lineage: Eukaryota; Viridiplantae; Streptophyta; Magnoliopsida; Asterales; Asteraceae. The transcript has 2 exons.
AUGGCAAGGGUGGAUCAGCGGUUGGAUCAAGUGGUCGAUCAGUUGACUGACCGGAUGGCCGACUUGAUCAAUCGUAGGAGGCAGAGACCCAAUGACGGGUAUGGUUCUGAACUUAGUAACCCAUUUGGUGAUGAUUCGACUUCCGAAGACGAACAGGAGGGGCAACCAAGGGGUGAACGUGGAGGGGGUAACAGGCGUUGGGAUUCUGGGAUAAGAUUUGAUAUUCCGGAAUUUGAUGGGUCUAGUUUGAAUCCGGAGGGGUUCAUCGAUUGGUUGGCUACCGUAGAGGAGGUGUUCGAGUACAAGGAGGGGGCUAAAUCGGUUGAUGAUUAUACCACAGAGUUUUACCAGUUGAUUGCGAGGAAUGAUAUUCAAGAACCGGAGGAGCAACUUGUUUCUCGGUAUAUUGGGGGUCUAAGGGUUCAAAUCAUGGAGGCCGUGAAUCUUUUUGAUCCGUUAACCAUUCCUGAGGCACACCAACGGGCGUUGGCCUUUGAGAAGCAAAACCGUCGGGUGGGCGGUUCAUUUACCCCUGCUGGGGGAAACGUUGGGUCAGGCAGUGGGGCACCUCGUGGUGGACCUAGUCAACAGAAGCCGGGGGGUAGCAAUACCGGGCCUACUUCGAAGGGGGCUAGUAGUAGUGGUCCAAGAUGUUUCAAUUGUGGUGAGACGGGCCAUCGUCAAGCGGAGUGUAAAAGGGCUGGCAAAAGGCACUUGUUUGCUGAGUCUGAGGACGAACAAUAUGAAGAGUAUGAAAACAAUCCAGUGUACGAUGAAGAAACUGAGUACGAAGAAGAGGUUGUGACCGGUGAUGUUGGGGUGAACUUGGUGGUUAGACGUUCUUGCUAUACACCAAAGGCAGAUGGAGAUGACUGGCUGAAGCAUAACAUCUUCCACUCAACAUGUACUAUUUUGGGGAAGGUUUGCACGUUUGUCAUUGACUCGGGGAGUUGUGACAAUUUGAUUUCUGAAGAGGCGGUUCAAAAGUUGGCCUUGAAGACGGAGAGUCACCCGAAACCUUAUAAGCUUCAAUGGCUUAAAAAGGGAGGUGAAGUGACGGUAUCUAAAAGGGCACUUGUUUCAAUUUCCAUUGGGUCCACGUAUAAGGAUGAUGUUGUGUGUGAUGUGGUCCCUAUGGACGCAUGUCACUUAUUGUUGGGCAGACCUUGGGAGUACGAGCGUAAUAUAGAACAUAAUGGGCGGGCCAAUACUUAUAGCUUUCUGUUUGGUGGUGUGAAGAUCAUUCUUGUUCCUAGGAAGCCUAAGCAGUUAGCCACAAAACAGUCGGGUACUCUGUUGACCAUUAGUCAGUUCCAGGAUGAGUUGGAGGAAGCAGACAAUGUUUUUAUUCUAAUUGGGAAGCCGGUGCCCGAGGAAGUCGAAAUUCCUGAUUGUAUGGUUCCGUUGUUUGAGGAGUUUGUUGAUGUUUUCCCAGAUGAUUUACCUGCCGGGUUACCACCCCUACGAGACAUCCAACAUCACAUUGAUUUGGAACCGGGGUCCCAACUACCCAAUAAGCCCAAUUACAGGAUGAGCCCAAAAGAACAUGAGGAAUUACGUCGGCAGGUUGAAGACUUAAUAUCUAAAGGGUAUGUUCGGGAAAGCAUGAGUCCUUGUGUUGUUCCUGCUCUGUUGACUCCAAAGAAGGAUGGGACAUGGCGUAUGUGUGUUGACAUUCGUGCAGUCAACAAGAUCACUGUAAGGUACCGAUUUCCGAUUCCCCGAGUUGAUGAUUUACUUGAUCAAAUUAGCGGUGCCACUAUUUUCACGAAACUAGACUUGAAGAGUGGGUAUUACCAGAUCCGACUCAGGCCUGGGGAUGAGUGGAAAACCGCCUUCAAGACUCGUGAGGGGUUGUAUGAAUGGUUAGUGAUGCCUUUUGGCUUGUCCAAUGCCCCUAGUACGUUUAUGCGGGUCAUGAACCAGUUGUUUAGGCCCUUUAUUGGCAAGUUUGUGGUGGUUUAUUUUGAUGAUGUUCUUAUUUAUAGCCCUAAUUUUGAUGAGCAUGUGAAGCAUGUACGGCAGGUUUUGACCUUGCUCCGAAGGGAUAACUUGUAUGCAGCCAAAAAGAAGUGUGUCUUUAUGGUCCCUAAGGUCCUGUUUUUGGGGUAUGUUGUUUCUGGUGACGGAAUACAGGUGGAUGAAUCAAAGAUAGCGGUUGUUAAGCAGUGGCCAACCCGCCUACACUAA